Messenger RNA from Durusdinium trenchii, 2679 nucleotides. Lineage: Eukaryota; Dinophyceae; Suessiales; Symbiodiniaceae. The record is from the annotation of a GenBank genome assembly.
AUGCGUUCCCCUCCCCCAUGGCGCGCAGCAGCCUGCGUGGCGCUGCUCGUGUGGGGCGCCCUGCGGCCGUGCCUCGUGUCGCUGCCGUGGUGGAGGAGAUCGAGGUCUUCGGGCGGUCGAAGACUUGCCGCCAGGGCAGGCGAAGGGCUAGUGGAAGUGGAUGCUUCAAGCUUGGCCUUGUGGCUCCUGGAGCAUGGGGAGCAGGUCCACCCUUCCGCGCGCUUGGCCUUCGCGGCCCGGGGCGGCCGGGGAAUCUGGAGCUUGGGCGCCUUGGAGAAGGGCGCGGAGGUGGCGCGGAUCCCUUGGAAGCUCCUGCUCACCCAGGCCUCCGCCAAAAAGGCGCUGGGCGAAGAAGUGGUAUCCCAACUGCAGGAGUAUCCUUGUAUAGCGCUACAGCUGAUCCAUGAGAAAUACAUGCUGUCUUCGAAGUCCUUUUGGCAUGCUUAUCUGGAGAUGCUGCCCUCGAUGGAGGAGAUUGGGGCAUCUUUUACCUGGCCGGAGGAGGACUUAAAGCUACUGGACGGAAGCCUGAUCAAGAAUAUGUCGCGAUUCCUGCGUGAGAAGAUCGAAGAGGAGUACCUCAACAUUGCCAAGAACAUUUUUCCAUCCCGCCAGGAGCGGUUCCCAGCGGAGGUCUUCACCAAGGAGCGCUUCCUUUGGGCUUACGCCGUGCUGUUAAGCCGAUCCUUUCGCUUGCGCUUCGGGAAUGAUGAGGUCAUUGCUUUAGUUCCCUUCAUCGAUUUCAUGAACCACGACCCUGACUCCAAAGCGUAUGUCUCCGGGUCUGCGUCCUUGCCGACUUCGCUCGACGGAUCGCGCCUGGUGCUCUUGAAGACGGAUCGGCCUUACGGAGCUCAGGAGCAAAUCUUCGACUCCUAUGGACGACGCUCGAACGAUGAGCUGCUGUUGCUUUAUGGCUUCUCCUUGCCCCAGAACAUCCACAACUUCGUGGAGAUUUCACUGCUGGAGUUGUGGGCUCAAACUGACUUGGCGCCUUCCAAGAAGAAGUGGCUCAGCCUACAGGGCGUCGAUGUGGAUGAGAUGCAAAGCCUUUGUCUUCCCAGAGGCUACUGGCCACGCGAAACUAUGCUGCUGAUGCGGCUGCUGGUCUUGUCUGCCCGGGACGUGAGCUCCGAGGGCCUCAAGGCCUUCAGCGAUUUGGGACUCGACAAGGCCUUUGACCCUUCAGUGGAGCGGAAGGCGCUCCAAGCGCUGAAAGGCCUUUGCACGGAGCUCCUGGCCGGCUGCCCCGCCGCGCAGCGCCGCGCGGACGCGGAAGCGCGGGCGGCGAUCGAGGCGGAGCCGAGUGGUCUGGGGCCGAAGGAGCGGUAUGCCAUUUGGACACGGUCUGGCGAGGUGACGGUGCUGGAGACCAACCUCCGGCGCAUCGACCGGUUGAUCGAGCAGAUCCCCUUCGUCUUUGAGCUGCAAGAGGCCCGGAGGCGCCUGGCCUUUCCAGGGCUCACCUCGGAGACGAAGCCCAAGGACUUCGACAUCUUUUUCCAGGACGGGCCAUGGAGAAGCUGGGCCAUGCGGCACGCCACCGGGGGCAGCACAUCUUGGCCAAAAGCUCCCGCCACCGCGGCCGCCGGGGCGCCCACUGAUCGCAAAACUCUGAUCCGCCACGACUGCAUCCCCGGGCGUCAGCCGACCGACGAGCGUAGCAACACCUCUGGAGGCUGGGAGGUACGGCCAGACAGCCGGCAGAAUGGCAAGGUGGCCAGCACCACAGGCGAGGUGCGGAACCGGCCUGCACCACCGGUGCCCGCCUCAAGUUGGCGCUCGGUCCUGGGCAUCGCGCCCUCCAAGGACCGAGACGAAGCAAUGGUGCGACGAUGUGCGAAGGGGUGCAACUGCAUUUGGAAUGGAGUUGAGCGACGGCAGACGCUCGAAUUCGUCCUCCAAAGUGGGUGGCUGCGGGGUGUGAAAGAGGCGGCAGAGAAACUCCUGGUGUGGAGACCGGCGGAGAAGGCCUUGAUCACUCCGGCCACGGGGAAACCGCGCCGCGCGCCUGAGCGGCUGGCUUUGCCAGCGGCUCCAAGGAUUUUUGCUCCGCGCCAUGAGAGUUCGAAGUCCAAGGGUCAUUGGUGCAAAAGCCACGAAAUGGCAACUAGUGGACCUCUACACUAUGACUUCAAUGCGGACGAUGGCAAUUGCAAGUACAUUACAUCACUGUGCGACUGUGACUAUGUCGAGGCUGCUGCAGUGGCUGUGCCCGAGUGGGAGGACGACUGGGGUGAAGAGGAGGCCAGCUGGAAGGACCAAUGGCAGGCUUCGAAGUGGCAGGAGGAGCCCGAAGAGUGGCCCCAGGAGCCCGAGGAGUGGCCCCAGGAGGCCCAGGAUUGGUCUCAGCAGCCCCAGGAUUGGUCUCAGGAGCCCCAGGCAGAAGAGUCAGAGCAGUGGAACAAGGAUCCUGAAGAGGAAGUUGAAGAGCAGGCCUUGAAGCUGAAGGAGGGAGGAAGCUUCCGUGCGUCGGAGGACCUCGAAGUGCGUCAGGCACCUGCGUUGAGCAGCAGCCUCUUGUACCAUGUGCAUGCGGGAAACAUGGUCCACGUGCAAGGCCAAGCGACAGUCUUGGUGGAUGGGCUCCGGCGGGUCCCCAUUCGACCCAGGGGUUGGGUCAACGCGGACUUGUUGGAAGCCGUGGCCGGCCCUGAACUUGGAAGCCGUGGCGGGUGA